AUGUACGACAGAACGCGACAACAGGCGGGAUGGGGGGGGGGGGGGGGGGGGGGGGGGGGGGGGGGGGGGGGGGGGGGGGGGGGGGGGGGGGGGGGGGGGGGGGGGGGGGGGGGGGGGGGGGGGGGGGGGGGGGGGGGGGGGGGGGGGGGGGGGGGGGGGGGGGGGGGGGGGGGGGGGGGGGGGGGGGGGGGGGGGGGGGGGGGGGGGGGGGGGGGGGGGGGGGGGGGGGGGGGGGGGGGGGGGGGGGGGGGGGGGGGGGGGGGGGGGGGGGGGGGGGGGGGGGGGGGGGGGGGGGGGGGGGGGGGGGGGGGGGGGGGGGGGGGGGGGGGGGGGGGGGGGGAGGGGGGGGGGGGGGGGGGGGGGGGGGGGGGGGGGGGGGGGGGGGGGGGGGGGGGGGGGGGGGGGGGGGGGGGGGGGGAGGGGGGGGGGGGGGGGGGGGGGGGGGGGGGGGGGGGGGGGGGGGGGGGGGGGGGGGGGGGGGGGGGGGGGGGGGGGGGGGGAGGGGGCGGGGGGGGGGGGGGGGGGGGGGGGGGGGGGGGGGGGGGGGGGGGGGGGGGGGGGGGGGGGGGGGGGGGGGGGGGGGGGGGGGGGGGGGGGGGGGGGGGGGGGGGGGGGGGGGGGGGGGGGGGGGGGGGGGGGGGGGGGGGGGGGGGGGGGGGGGGGGGGGGGGGGGGGGGGGGGGGGGGGGGGGGGGGGGGGGGGGGGGGGGGGGGGGGGGGGGGGGGGGGGGGGGGGGGGGGGGGGGAGGGGGGGGGGGGGGGGGGGGGGGGGGGGGGGGGGGAGGGGGGGGGGGGGGGGGGGGGGGGGGGGGGGGGGGGGGGGGGGGGGGGGGGGGGGGGGGGAGGGGGGGGGGGGGGGGGGGGGGGGGGGGGGGGGGGGGGGGGGGGGGGGGGAGGGGGGGGGGGGGGGGGGGGGGGGGGGGGGGGGGGGGGGGGGGGGGGGGGAGGGGGGGGGGGGGGGGGGGGGGGGGGAGGGGGGGGGGGGGGGGGGGGGGGGGAGGGGGGGGGGGGGGGGGGGGGGGGGGGGGGGGGGGGGGGGAGGGGGGGGGGGGGAGGGGGGGGGGGGGGGGGGGGGGGGGGGGGGGGGGGGGGGGGGGGGGGGGGGGGGGGGGGGGGGGGGAGGGGGGGGGGGGGGGGGGGGGGGGGGGGGGGGGGGGGAGGGGGGGGGGGGGGGGGGGGGGGGGGGGGGGGGGGGGAGGGGGGGGGGGGGGGGGGGGGGGGGGGGGGGAGGGGGGGGGGGGGGGGGGGGGGGGGGGGGGGGAGGGGGGGGGGGGGGGGGGGGGGGGGGAGGGGGGGGGGGGGGGGGGGGGGGGGGGGGGGGGGGGGGGGGGGGGGGAGGGGGGGGGGGGGGGGGGAGGGGGGGGGGGGGGGGGGGGGGGGGGGGGGGGGGGGAGGGGGGGGGGGGGGGGGGGGGGGGGGGGGGAGGGGGGGGGGGGGGGGGGGGGGGGGGGGGGGGGGGGGGAGGGGGGGGGGGGGGGGGGGGGGGGGGGGGGGGGGGGGGGGGGGGGGGGGGGGGGGAGGGGGGGGGGGGGGGGGGGGGGGGGAGGGGGGGGGGGGGGGGGGGGGGGGGGGGGGAGGGGGGGGGGGGGGGGGGGGGGGGGGGGGGGGAGGGGGGGGGGGGGGGGGGGGGGGGGGGGGGGGGGGGGGGGGGAGGGGGGGGGGGGGGGGGGGGGGGGGGGGGGGGGGGGGGGGGGGGGGGGAGGGGGGGGGGGGGGGGGGGGGGGGGGGGGAGGGGGGGGGGGGGGGGGGGGGGGGGGGGGGGGGGGGGGGGGGGGGGGGGGGGGGGGGGGGGGGGGGGGGGGGGGGGGGGGGGGGGGGGGGGGGGGGGGGGGGGGGGGGGGGGGGGGGGGGGGGGGGGGGGGGGGGGGGGGGGGGGGGGGGGGGGGGGGGAGGGGUCGAGGCGGUUUUCCGUGGUCGGUGA
Messenger RNA from Dicrocoelium dendriticum, 1920 nucleotides. The record is from the annotation of a GenBank genome assembly. Lineage: Eukaryota; Metazoa; Platyhelminthes; Trematoda; Plagiorchiida; Dicrocoeliidae.